AUGACUGAUCCGGUGCGACGCGACCCGACGGAGUUCCUUCGCGUCCUUCGUCGCAUGUCACGAACAACGUCAUGGCAAAAGACGAUGAUGUUUGCGUCAAAGGGCCGCAUGGUUGGCUACCGGUUGACACGAGAGCACUAUAACACAAUCCUAUUCUCCCAGUCUCUGUGGGGGCGGGCGCUAGAAAUUGUGCGGGUGAUACGCGCAAUGCAGGAGGAUCGGGUACAACCCAACGGUGCGACUUAUUAUUACAUUGUGAAUGGCAUGGCGAAUGCGGAUCAUGGUUGGAAUUAUGACUUUAAAAUCAAUCAUCGAUUGGAAAAGAUUCAGCACUGGCGUGUUGCCAUGGAAGCGCUGGAGGCUUGUGAGGCGAAUGGGUUUGAUUCCACCGAUACAAUGCACAACUCGGCGAUCAUCACAAUGGUGAUACCUGGAUUUAAUAAAUGGGAACAGGCGAGUCGAUUACUGGAAAAACUGUUGCGCGAGGAUCGACGCAUGCAUCCAACGAUGGUAAAGUUUUACCACGACUGUCUGAUUCGCAAUAUGCGACCACGCGAGGCAAGUUGUCUCAUCCGUCUUGCUGCGGAGCAGGGGGUGCAGGGUUAUGAGGACAAGUGGGAAGCCGACGUAUACAAGGGACGGCCACAUGACAGCGAACUGAAGAGGGAAAUUUUAUCAGUUGAUAACCAGAAGCAGGAUUUGGCCUAUACCUUUGCCGCGCUUCAACUACGUGGGGAUCAAAUGGCUCCACCAAAGGAACUGCACAAAUUACUAGAAGAAGAGACGGUGCGUAACAUUGAGGCAGAGCGUUCCGUUCCCGUGCCUUAUUCUGCCGGCUUACAUUCGACCGAAAUCAACAGUGUUUUCCGUCCCCGUGUGUACCGGCAGUUGUGGUACAAGUGGCAGCAUAUAGCCAACCGAUACCGUCCCACAGCCGCAUUGAAACGCCGUCAGUUAGCUCCCAAGGACUCUCCAACCGGCAUUCCAGGAUUCAACCGCAUCUAA
This is a messenger RNA of Trypanosoma cruzi, 1005 nucleotides long. RefSeq lists its product as uncharacterized. The coding region runs from base 1 to 1005 and encodes 334 amino acids. NCBI's taxonomy places the organism in Eukaryota, Euglenozoa, Kinetoplastea, Trypanosomatida, Trypanosomatidae. The record is from RefSeq and is a predicted model, not a curated record. The transcript has a single exon. Gene Ontology annotation, molecular function: protein binding.